AUUGUUAACACCAAGUAUUUUAAAGAAUUUAAAACUUUCAAAGUACAAAUAAAAUAAAACAUUAUACAGCAAUAAUUGUUCAUAAGUUUAUCAUAAUUAUUGUAAUAUGCCUUACUAUAAUAGACCGUAUAGAAUAUUAUAGCUGAGUGACUGUUUUAAUGCAUCGCAUAGAUUACAAUCUACAACAUUAUUCAAAUGGUUCCUAAUAUUUUUUCCUUCAUUGGUUUCUGGUAUAUAUAUAUGUACAGUUGAAAUCGUGCUAACAAAUGACGUAAACGCUUGUCGUCGGCCAAUGGUAAGGCUCGAUCACGUCGCGCAAAACCACCCCCUAGAAUAUCUCGCAUAAGAGAAUCUUUAGGACUAUUGGAUCUGAUACUUACAAGUGUCAGUUGUACGUUGCACUUAUUUCGUAAAACCUUAGUUACUGACAAAAUUUAACUAGUCAUAAAAUGGCUAGAAAUUCGGAUUUUGCUUCUUAUUGUAAUAAUCUGUUACACGAUCAUAGUGAUUUAAUGAAUUUCGAUAACCUGAGUCAUGACAGUCCCAUGGAACAGCUUGUUUAUUAUGAUUUACAACCUGUAUCUGAAAAUAUUAAGGAAAGUUCAUACAACAUGCAAAACAGUACCCGACUGGCUUCAUCUACGGCAGACCUAAGUAUGGAUUUGAGUGGAGAUGAACAUUACAAAAACAAAAGGAAAGCAUCUACACAUGGUAGCGAUUUUGAUGAUGACAACAAUGAUGAUUCAAGGUCUGUUCGAAAUGACAAUAACAAAAAACAUAAUCACAGUGAGAUUGAGAAACGUAGAAGAGAUAAGAUGAACUCUUAUAUUACCGAGCUAGCUAGUAUGAUACCAAUGUGUCAUACUAUGCCACGAAAGUUAGAUAAACUGUCUGUACUCAGGAUGGCCGUGCAACAUAUGAAGACAAUUCGAAGCACAGUUAAUUCAUACACCGAAGGUCAUUAUAAGCCUUCAUUUUUAUCUGAUCAAGAUUUGAAAACUUUAAUCACACACGCCGCUGAAGGUUUUGUUCUCGCUGUAAGUUGUGAUCAUGGGAAGAUACUUUAUAUAUCGAAAUCCGUGACUCAGGUUCUGAAUUAUAUGCCGGAGGACUUGGUUGGAAAUAAUGUUUUCGAUUAUAUCCAUCCUAAAGAUGUAGCUAAAGUAAAGGAACAACUUUCCUGUUCAGACUUUGGCCCUAGAGAUAAAUAUAUCAAUGCAAAUACAAUGUUACCGGUCCGUGCUGAAAUGAUGAAUACAUUGUCAAAAAUGUGUAGUGGAGCUAGGAGAUCAUUCUUUUGUCGAAUGAAGUGUAAAGUAUAUGAUAUAAAAGAAGAAGCAGACACGACUACAGGAUCAAAGUACACUCAAUCAGAUAGACGAUAUAAUGUAAUCCAGUGUACUGGUUACUUAAAACCCUGGACACAGAUAAAUGAAUGUGAGGAUGUAUCUGGGAAGAGUUUGGGAUUAGACGAAGAUAAUGAUGGUAAUGGUGUUGGAGGGGAUUCUGGAUCUCCAAACAAUACAUCGUGUCUGGUAGCCGUUGGUAGAAUUAUUAACAAUUUGGCUUCUUCUUCACUUUUAUCGGACAUAGUAAAACCACCAUGUUUUACCUCAAAACACACAAUUGAUGGAAAAUUUCUGUCCGUGGAUCAAAGGGUGACAUAUAUUGUUGGUUUUUUACCUCAAGAAUUAUUAGGUACUAGCAUGUAUGAAUACUUUCAUCAAGAUGAUAUUGCUAGACUUGUAGAUGUCCAUAAAGCAACACUGCAAGAGUGUAAGCCAAAAGAUACUGAGAUUUAUAAAUUCCGGGCUAAAAACAAAACAUUUGUAAGCUUACGGAGUUCGUGGAAAAGUUUUCGAAAUCCUUGGACCAAAGAUAUAGAAUUUAUUGUUGCUAAUAACAUUUUGACUAGGACAGAUUUCAAACCUGAUAGCAGCAACAAAUCAGAAUGUUCUUCACAAGGACAAUCUCAAAACAACUAUGAUGGUUUUACAGAUCAGCAAUUGUCGAAAAACCAACAGCAGCUAGGUAAUAGAGAAAUACAAAACUUGAUUACUUCACAUAUAGAAGCAAAUAAAAUCGGAAGACACAUUGUUGAUACGACUUUAGAUGUAAAAAAGGCAAUGUGUGAUACCGACAGUUCUCCUCCAAACUCUCUAAAGGAUACAAUAGAAAAAGAGUCCAACAAUGACCGUUUACAGUUUCUGAGUUCACCGCUGGCGAUGCUCAACGAACCAGGCACGUUGUCGAGUAGUGGUGGCGACGGUGGCAGUGGCGAUACAGAUUCGUCGUACACCGCGAUUCAGGACAGCGUGAAUCUGUUGAACUCGACCAAUACCAAUAAUGACUCGGAGAACAUGCUCGGUGAAAUAAUGACAUCGUCCCCACAACAGUUAUCUAAUUUGGGAACUAACGACGAAGCCGCUAUGGCUGUCAUUAUGAGUCUCUUGGAAGCCGAUGCCGGACUAGGUGGACCUGUUGAUUUUUCCGGGUUACCAUGGCCUCUGCCGUAACGCGUAUAAUAAUGAUUCAAUCAAUUGAUUAGUUUUUCGUGCAGUGGAAUGUAGUAUUAUUUUUGCAUAUUAUUAUUCAAUAUAAGCUACCUAUGUUAAUUAUUUAAAUUAUAUAAAAAUCAAUUUUGAGAAAAAUAAUUUAGGAGAAUUGUUUUUAGCCAAUUGUAUAUUGUAUAUUAAGACCUUUGUUAACUUUCUGUUACUAAUACAUACAGAAGUUAGUAAAAGUCUAGGAACUUGAAAUUAUAAAAUAAGUACAAGUUAUACACAUUACCAUUUAUAUAUCCAUUUAUGUUUUUAUUAUUAUCUUUUAUUAGAUUUGUAUAUAUUGUAAACGUGUGUUUAUGUUUUUUGUAAUUUUAUUUUAUUCGAAUGUUUUAUUUGUUGGGUCAUUUAAAUUUAUCAUUUAACUGUAGUAUAAUUGUUAAUACUCAUCCAAGAUAUUAUUUUAAUUACAUUUACCUUCUUAUAUGUUUUAUUUAUUUAUGGAAUUUAUUUUAGAUGCUGAGUGGAGCGAAUGUAUUGAUUUUACAAUAAUAUGUGUUUUUUUUUUUAAUUUAAAAUUUUUUUCGUGUCUGUUAUUACUUUUUAGGACAGUAAAAAUAUUAGAUUUUUUUCAACAGUAUCUUUUCUAAUAGAAACAUAAAUCUAGUUGGUACUUUGAUGGUCAAAAAAUUCCAAAUAGUUUUCAAAAACGCCGGAAAAAACAACAUCAAAAUUAAGGAAAAACGGGAAUUUUUACGCAAAAUCGGUUUUUGACAUAAUCGAUUUUAGUUUUUAUUGUAAGACUACAUGACAUUUUCUAUGGUUAUUUAUAUUGGCAUUUUCUAUACACAAUCAAAUAUUCAAAAUAUUUUGAUUUGUUUUGAACUGUUUAUACAGACAUUUUCAGUUUCCAAUUUUUAAAAUUUUUUUUUCUAUAAAUGUCAAUACAAUUUUAUUUGUUGGGUAAAAAAGUUUGAAAAUGUAAUUCAAUAUUCCUCAUAAGUUAUCUACUUUAAUCAACAAAAUAAAAUGUCUACCUGAAAGUCAAAUUAAAUUUUUAUGAACGUUUGAAGUUUAAAUUUUUACAAGAUUGUAUAUUCACUCGAUUUCUGAUGUGGUGAUUUUUUUAUUUUGCUGUAAUUCAAGAACGAAUAAUCGUAGAUACUUGAAAUUUAUACCAUAUGUUUAUUUUAUCAUUCCUAUACAUGAUCACAAUAUUUCGACUCGUUUUGAGCUGCUUACGGACAUUUCUAGUCUACAAUGUUUUCUUUUCUAUAAAUGUUAAUAAAAUUGUAUUUGUUGGUUCAAAAUGCGUGAAAAAUCAAUACAAGGCUUCUGAUAUAUUUUUACUGUAUAGUAGUUAAAAAAUAUUAAAAAUACAUAGACAUGAUUUUUUUAUAAGCAUUUAUAAAGUUAUUAAAAUUUAUAAAUUAUUCAACUUCUGUAUUUGAGGAUUAAAAAUGUAAAACAAGGUUCCACUAUGGAACCACACUAUGUAUGUAGGUUAUUCUGUAACCAAAAAAUCUCAAAAAUAUAAAAACACUGUUUUUUUAUAGUUAUUUUAUGUUGAAAUUUGACAAAUGUACAUAUUAAAUAACAAAGAAUAACGAUUUUAGUUAGUUUGUUGUAAAUUGUAAUUUUAUAAUAUUAAUCCAACUUAUCACUACUUAUCCAACUUAUUCAACUUAUCGGCUACCUACCGUAUUAAUAAUAAGUAACAACAAUAGGUAUAAACAAAAUAUAAAUUAUCCACACUGACAAAUCGUCCCCGCUCACAAUCGUUUUUCGUAU
Molecule: messenger RNA, 4292 nt
Organism: Metopolophium dirhodum (rose-grain aphid)
Lineage: Eukaryota; Metazoa; Arthropoda; Insecta; Hemiptera; Aphididae
Product: protein cycle
Exons: 14
Coding region: 450-2516 (688 amino acids)
Biological process (GO): regulation of transcription by RNA polymerase II
Cellular component (GO): aryl hydrocarbon receptor complex; nucleus; cytoplasm
Molecular function (GO): RNA polymerase II cis-regulatory region sequence-specific DNA binding; DNA-binding transcription factor activity, RNA polymerase II-specific; protein dimerization activity
Source: RefSeq, a predicted model, not a curated record